This is a messenger RNA of Hibiscus syriacus, 2042 nucleotides long. Its product is annotated as trihelix transcription factor PTL-like. Lineage: Eukaryota; Viridiplantae; Streptophyta; Magnoliopsida; Malvales; Malvaceae. The transcript has 2 exons. The coding region runs from base 272 to 1948 and encodes 558 amino acids. The record is from RefSeq and is a predicted model, not a curated record.
CUUUCUCUAUUCCUGCUGCUGAUGCUGCCAUACGGGUGUUGAACUCUCCACUUUCCUUUUACUUUGUCCAAACCAGUGAAAACCCAUUCUCCCUACGCUCCCACAGUCUCACUUACGCAAUACGUACAUUUAUACACGUAUAUGGGGCCAUUGUCCUUUGCUUGAAAUUCUAGCUUUUUCGUGGAAGACACGAUCCGACUCUGCCACUCUCUCUCGAUACCUUUUAUCUCUCUCUCUCUCUCUUUGUAGCUUCGCUUCGCUUCUCUUCGAUAUGGAAACGGAGAAUCAUCAUCCAUAUGGCAUGCCUGAUCUUAGGCAACUGCUCAACGGAAGACCAAGCCAUUUCCAAACAGUUCCUCAGGGUCCUGAGUUAUUCUCCUACGGCAACCGGAAUGUGCCGUCCCCUCAACCUCCCCAUCAUCAUCACCACCACCAGUUUUAUAUGAUGCAAAUGGCCGAGGGUAGGCAAGUUAGUCAUGAAUUGAUGCCUCGUGGACUUCAUCACGAGUUCCAUUCAGAUGCUACUGCUAAUAAUGUUACCACCACGGCUUCUGCGGCUGUCAACAGUGGUUCGACUCCUAGUGCCAGUUGUGGGUUCGAUGGUGAUGCUAUUCCCUUUGGAGGUGAUGGAGAAACUGGAAGAUGGCCUCGUCAAGAGACUUUAACACUUCUUGAGAUUAGAUCUCGGCUUGAUCCCAAGUUCAAAGAAGCUAAUCAAAAGGGUCCUUUGUGGGAGGAAGUUUCCAGGAUCAUGUGCGAGGAUCAUGGGUACCAAAGGAGUGGGAAAAAAUGUAGGGAGAAAUUUGAGAACUUGUAUAAGUAUUACAAGAAAACUAAGGAAGGGAAAGCUGGAAGACAAGAUGGUAAGCAUUAUAGAUUCUUUAGACAGCUUGACGCUUUAUAUGGAGAAACCAGCAACUCAGUUUCAGGCCAAGAAACUCAACUCGUUGGCAACAAUUUUCGGUUCCAUGCCACUCAAAACUGCAAUAUUACUCAAGCAAAUCAAGAUGUCUAUCACUCUCAAAAGCUUUGUGAUAGUCUAAGCUUCUCAAAUUCCUUUGAAUUCGACCCUACUUCCUCCGAUGACAAUGGUUUAAGCACUGCAGCUGCAAUGGAGAAUGUCACUUCAUUGAGGAAGAAAAGGGGUGGUAGUAGGUGUUGGAAGGCAAAGAUAAAAGAGUUUAUUGAUUCACAAAUGAGGAAACUAAUAGAGAGGCAAGAGGCAUGGCUUGAGAAGCUGACAAAGACUCUAGAAGAAAAGGAGAAAGAGAGGGUUUUAAGGGAGGAACAAUGGAGGAAAGAAGAGGCUGCAAGGACUGAUAGAGAGCAUAAGUUUUGGGCUAAAGAGCGAGCUUGGAUUGAAGCUAGAGAUUCUGCUUUAAUGGAGGCUUUGCAGAAUUUGACUGGGAAACAAUUGAAGGGUGUUUCAUCAUCUGUAGUGAUAAUGGCUAAUGAAAUGGAAAACCAAAGUGAAACGUUAAAGGACACCGUUAUUGCAGAUGGGUGGCAAGAAACUGAGAUUUCUAAGCUAAUACAGCUGAGAACCACCAUGGAAGGGUGCUCUGAGGAGAUUCUAUGGGAAGAAAUAGCUGCUAAGAUGGCUUGUUUAGGCUUUGAAAAGAGUGCUUUAAUGUGCAAAGAGAAAUGGGAUAGCAUUGGCGCUUACUUGAUGAAAACAAAGGAGAGUAAUAAAAAGCGAAAGGAGAACACAAGAGAUCACUGUGGCUAUUAUCAGAACAAUGAGUCACUCUACAGUGAAACACUGAGACUCCAAGAAAAUGAUGGCUCUUCCCCUUCUAACUUCAACACAGUUGGCAAUGGUGUAAAUGACAGUUGCUUUCGCUUCUUAAUGAACGAUGGAGAGAACUAUUGGGAAAGCUAUGGUUUGAAGCUCAAUAAAGGUAAUGAAAGCUCCCCCCAAAAAGAACAGAUUUCUAAAUUAUUCUAAUCCCACAUCUGAUGUAUGCAAAUGGGUAUACUUUCAAGAGGUAAGAAACUAUUUGACAAAUUUUACACUCUUUUAGGAUGGGUUUGUACAAUGU